Molecule: messenger RNA, 528 nt
Organism: Anisakis simplex (herring worm)
Lineage: Eukaryota; Metazoa; Nematoda; Chromadorea; Rhabditida; Anisakidae
Source: the annotation of a GenBank genome assembly
UACGCAUGUUCUUCUUACGCUUCUGGAUUAGGUUCAUUGAUAUCAUCGAGUACCUCAAUUGAAUAUUCGUCAAAUAUCGAAUCACCUCUAUCGUCUUAUUCAUCCGGUAACGUUAUUCGUUUUGAUCUUAAACGAAUCAAGUGUAUCGCUCAAAUUGAUUACGCGAGUCCAUCGUCGGUAAUUAGUGAAGAUGGUUGCGAGCCAACAAAAAUGGAUACAAGUGUAUAUUCGGACUAUCCGGAGCCUGACUUUUGGUGUUCAAUUCGUUAUUAUGAAUUGAAUUCUCGUGUGGGCGAACUUUUCGAGAUGUUAACGAAAGCCAAAAAUUACAAUCAUGCGUAUGAAUUAGCGCAGAUGUGCACAAUACGAAUAUCGUUCGUGAAAGGGUGGGGCGCUGAUUAUCCAAGACAAGAUGUCACUUCGACACCGUGCUGGAUGGAGAUUCAGUUACAUAUGCCGCUGAAGUUUGCCGAUGAACUAAUCGCUAAAUUUCCUCCACCACUCAAUCCGAUAUCAUCAGUUUCAUGA